Messenger RNA from Carcharodon carcharias (great white shark), 3113 nucleotides. It is a transcript of the gene prkcba, whose product is annotated as protein kinase C, beta a. The record is from RefSeq and is a predicted model, not a curated record. The transcript is spliced from 17 exons. Lineage: Eukaryota; Metazoa; Chordata; Chondrichthyes; Lamniformes; Lamnidae. Bases 159 to 2174 code for a protein of 671 amino acids. Gene Ontology annotation, biological process: protein phosphorylation. Gene Ontology annotation, molecular function: ATP binding; zinc ion binding; diacylglycerol-dependent serine/threonine kinase activity.
GGCGCAGCCUUAGCUCAGCUUAGCUCAGCCGCUGGUUUUCUGCGUGCCUGGAUCCGCACCGCAAACCGGUGAAGUACAGCGAGGAGUUGACUCGCGAUUUGGUCGUCGCUGCUGUCGUCGUUGUUGUGACCGUUGAGCAGUAUCUCGGCGCUGGAAGGAUGUCCGACAAUGUGUACGCGAUGGAGGGCGAGGAUAACACCAUCCGCUUCGCCCGCAAAGGCGCUUUGAGGCAGAAAAACGUUCACGAAGUGAAAGACCAUAAAUUCAUCGCCCGUUUCUUCAAGCAGCCCACAUUCUGCAGCCACUGCACCGACUUUAUCUGGGGAUUCGGGAAGCAGGGAUUCCAGUGUCAAGUUUGCUCCUUUGUAGUCCACAAACGAUGUCAUGAAUUUGUCACCUUCUCCUGCCCAGGUGCAGAUACAGGGCCAGCCUCUGAGGAUCCCCGGAACAAACAUGGUUUUAGGGUUCACACCUAUUCCAGUCCAACGUUCUGCGACCAUUGUGGUUCCCUGCUGUAUGGCCUCAUUCACCAGGGCAUGAAAUGUGACUCCUGUAUGAUGAAUGUGCACAAGCGAUGCGUAUCCAACGUGCCCAGCAUGUGUGGGAUGGAUCACACUGAACGAAGGGGCCGCAUUUUCAUUAAGGCUGAGAUAGUCAAAGAUCUACUCACCGUGUUAGUGAAGGAGGCUAAGAAUUUGGUUCCAAUGGACCCCAAUGGUCUAUCAGAUCCAUACGUGAAGCUGAAACUGAUCCCUGAUCCUAAGAGUGAGAGCAAACAGAAAACCAGGACCAUCAAAUGCUCCCUGAACCCAACCUGGAACGAGUGUUUCACUUUCAAUCUAAAGGAUUCCGAUAAGGAUCGGAGACUUUCUAUCGGAAUAUGGGACUGGGAUCUAACCACCAGGAAUGAUUUCAUGGGAUCCCUGUCUUUUGGGAUUUCGGAGCUGCAGAAAUCUGGGGUCAAUGGCUGGUACAAGUUGCUGAGCCAGGAGGAGGGCGAAUAUUACAACGUGCCAGUGCCACCUGAAGAGGACACUGAAGGAAAUGAGGAGCUGAGGCAGAAGUUUGAGAGAGCCAGAAUUGGGCCGGGUUCUAAGGCGGCUGAGGAGAAGAGAUCCAGCUCGUGGUCCAAAAUUGACAACAAUGGCAACCGGGAUCGGAUGAAGCUGACUGACUUCAACUUCUUGAUGGUGCUGGGGAAGGGCAGCUUUGGGAAAGUGAUGCUGGCUGAAAGGAAGGGCACUGAUGAGCUCUAUGCCAUCAAGAUCCUGAAGAAGGAUGUGGUGAUCCAAGAUGAUGAUGUGGAGUGCACCAUGGUAGAGAAGAGAGUGCUGGCUGCUCCUGGAAAGCCCCAGUUCCUGACUCAACUCCACUCCUGCUUUCAGACAAUGGAGCGUUUGUACUUUGUAAUGGAAUAUGUUAAUGGAGGUGAUCUCAUGUACCAGAUCCAGCAGGUUGGCAGAUUCAAGGAGCCCCAUGCUGUGUUCUAUGCAGCCGAGAUUGCUGUUGGUCUAUUUUUCCUGCACAGUCAUGGCAUCGUUUAUAGAGACCUGAAGUUGGAUAAUGUGAUGCUGGAUGCGGAAGGACAUAUAAAAAUAGCUGACUUUGGCAUGUGUAAGGAGAAUAUGUGGGAUGGGGUAACAACCAAAACCUUCUGUGGUACACCUGACUACAUCGCACCUGAGAUCAUUGCCUACCAGCCAUAUGGAAAAUCUGUGGAUUGGUGGGCGUAUGGAGUGUUACUGUACGAAAUGCUGGCAGGACAGCCUCCUUUCGAUGGUGAGGAUGAAGAUGAGCUUUUCCAAUCUAUCAUGGAACACAAUGUAACUUACCCCAAAUCCAUGUCCAAAGAAGCGGUAUCCAUAUGUAAAGGACUUUUAACAAAGCAUCCAGCCAAACGUCUGGGGUGCGCGCCUGAGGGUGAGCGAGACAUCAAGGAACAUGCCUUUUUCCGAUGGAUUGAUUGGGAAAAGUUGGAACGCAUGGAGAUUCAGCCUCCGUUCAAACCAAAGGCGUGCGGGCGCAACGCCGAGAACUUCGACCGAUUUUUCACCCGUCAUCCGCCAGUCUUAACUCCACCUGACCAAGAGGUCAUCAUGAAUAUUGACCAGGCAGAGUUCGAGGGCUUCUCCUUUAUUAACACGGAGUUUCUAAAGCCUGAAGUCACAUGUUAAAGGCGCCUGGGGAGGAAUGGGGGGAAAGGAGAGGGGGGUCAGCUGUCCUCUUCAGAAUAGGGGCCCUUGUUCUGGGUUGUGCAGCAUGUUCAGAGGCUGUUCACUGUUCCGUGAUGUUUGCUUUGCAAAUCUCUCAAAGCGUUUUGGGAAUGCUGUAUUUCAUCCAUCACCUCAUCACACAGCGAGACACAAAGUGCACACAGCGGCUGUGACCGGUGCUGCUGAACAGUUCAUACUGCAGGUGCUUCCCUUUAUAUUAAGUCUAUAAUGAAGAUGCUUUGCAAAAUUAUUUGCUGCGUGAUUGCCAAAAGCUGUUCUAUAGUUUAAUUAACUGCCUCAACCCAGUGACUUUCCUGUCGCUCUCCUCGUCGCAAAACAGACCCCUCAUUGGUACUGCAGAGUGAGAGCUGCCGUGACAUCGCCAGUGUUCCCGUGAAAGUUUCCUGUGGUCGGUGUUUUUAGCGAAAUCUGUCUGUGGCCCGUGUGCAAAAUACGAACCAGGAAAAUCUUCGUCAACAGGUUUAGAAUGUCGAUCUCAGCUAUUCUAAAAUGUGUUAAACUAACUUUUUUAAAUGUUUUAUUUCCCAUAUGAUGUAACCCCUGGCGCCUGACGUGUUGUUUGAAUCGAAACUAGUGUUUGUGAAUGCUGCUUUAGUUUUAGAAGUGAUCAUCGUGACUGUCUCCUUUUUCCAUGCUAGUGUGAAACAGUAACCUCCUCCCUUUGGGUUCAAUGAUAUUGGCUGGCUGUUGGUGAAUCCUUCAGGAGGGCGCCGGCAUGUUUUAAAGUGAUAAUGAAACCUUGCAAGAAAUUUUAAAAAGAAAUAAAGUGAUGCAUGACCGUUGUUUUGUAGUAUGUUGCUAACAACGCCUGCAGUUGAUGUGCCAAAUAUUUUUCCAGUAUUGAUAUACAAUAAAAAAAUCGCACCCAAAAGAAAAAAA